This is a messenger RNA of Calypte anna (Anna's hummingbird), 1697 nucleotides long. It is a transcript of the gene TBCEL, whose product is annotated as tubulin folding cofactor E like. Gene Ontology annotation, molecular function: alpha-tubulin binding. The record is from RefSeq and is a predicted model, not a curated record. Lineage: Eukaryota; Metazoa; Chordata; Aves; Apodiformes; Trochilidae. The transcript has 8 exons. Bases 149 to 1423 code for a protein of 424 amino acids. Gene Ontology annotation, biological process: protein folding.
GCCAGAUGAGUGUCUGGUGACACAGCAGUUGUGGUCUAGUUGGAGUUCUUUGCAGAUGUCUGAGGAGAGAAAUGAUGCUGCUGCUUUGAAGGGCAAAGCUUACUUUGAAUGAGCUGCUGCUGUCAGUGAAGAAGUCCAAGAAGGGAGCAUGGACCAGCCCAGUGGAAGGAGUUUCAUGCAAGUUCUUUGUGAGAAAUACAGCCCUGAGAACUUCCCAUAUCGUCGUGGACCUGGGAUGGGGGUGCAUGUCCCAGCAACUCCCCAGGGAUCACCCAUGAAAGAUCGCCUCAACCUCCCGAGCGUGCUGGUGCUCAACAGCUGUGGCAUCACCUGUGCAGGGGAUGAGAAUGAAAUUGCUGCCUUCUGUGCUCAUGUGUCUGAGCUAGAUCUUUCUGACAAUAAACUGGAGGACUGGCAUGAGGUCAGUAAAAUUGUGUCCAACGUUCCCCACUUGGAGUUUCUAAACUUGAGUUCCAACCCUCUCAGUUUGUCCGUUUUAGAGAGAAGGUGUGCUGGCUCUUUCGCUGGGGUUCGUAAACUUGUGCUCAACAACAGCAAAACUUCCUGGGAAACAGUCCACACAAUCCUUCAGGAAUUACCAGACUUGGAGGAGCUCUUCCUGUGCCUUAACGACUACGAAACAGUGUCUUGUUCUCCAGUUUGCUGUCAGUCUCUCAAAUUACUCCACAUAACUGACAAUAACCUUCAAGACUGGACUGAAAUCCGAAAAUUGGGAAUUAUGUUUCCAUCCCUGGACACACUUAUUCUGGCUAACAACAACCUCACAACCAUUGAAGAAUCAGAAGAUUCCUUAGCAAGGCUCUUCCCCAACCUACGAUCCAUCAAUUUGCACAAGUCAGGUCUGCAUUGCUGGGAAGACAUUGACAAGUUAAACUCUUUUCCCAAGCUUGAGGAAGUGAAGUUGCUGGGAAUCCCUUUGCUGCAGUCCUACACCACUGAGGAGCGCAGGAAGCUGCUAAUAGCCAGGUUGCCAUCUAUCAUCAAGCUCAACGGGAGCAUUGUUGCUGAUGGGGAGAGAGAGGACUCGGAGCGAUUCUUCAUCCGCUAUUACAUGGAGUUCCCAGAGGAGGCAGUCCCAUUCAGGUACCAUGAGCUGGUGACAAAGUAUGGGAAGCUGGAGCCCUUGGCAGUCGUGGAUCUUCGGCCGCAGAGCAGCGCGAAGGUGGAGGUGCAUUUCCAGGAUAAGGUGGAAGAGAUGUCAAUCCGUCUGGAUCAGACUGUGGCAGAGUUGAAGAAGCAUUUAAAAACUGUGGUGCAGUUGUCAACAAGCAACAUGCUGCUCUUCUACUUGGACCAGGAGGCUCCUUUUGGUCCCGAGGAGAUGAAAUACAGCUCGCGGGCGCUGCAUUCUUUCGGCAUUCGAGAUGGGGAUAAAAUUUAUGUGGAGCCCAGAAUGAAAUAACCUCUUUUUGACCUUGUGAGUGCACCCGUGUGCACACACAUGCCCCCCACACACCCACACACAUGCAUUAAGGAGUUUUUUGCAAGGUUUUUAUUUCGGUCGGUUGGUUGAGGUUUGGUUGCGUUUCCGUAGCAGGUGAUUUCUUAGCCCAGAAAAAGUGCCCUGAUCUGAGAACCAUGCCCACCAUCCACUGCAGGUGACCUUGAGGUGACAAUUGACUUCAGUGCGUGUGUUUCAGUGUGUGCAAUACCUUGAUGUUUUCUUUGAUGCUCCG